CUUUCGUGUGCUCGACUUGGGGAUCCUUCAUUUCGUUGUUUUUGUCAACGAGGAUCGUUACGUGUGCGGACGCGCUAGGAUAUAUACCAUCGUGGUGUUUUCUAGUCUCCGUUGGAUUCCUUUUUAGGUUGGAAAAUGUUUCUUUGUGGGAGGAUCAGCCGCCUGUCCUUUCUUCUGAUCAUAUUCAUCAUCUUCAUAUUCCUCUUGGAAAUCAAGUUCUUUUCCCCUUCGAGGUCACAGACUCACGUGGUGUUCAAUAGGAGAAAUCACGUGACGUCCACACCUGAUCACCAGUCUCGUGGUCUCCUAGUGGACACAGCUUCUUGCAAGAUACCCGACGUUGACCCAUUUGACAAAUCCAUCCUGCAUCUCAUCCGAAGACGUGGAAAAAUUCUUUGCGUUGGGAAGCCUUCCAUAACUUUCGAGGAAGGCUCAGUGCUCAGGCUGAACUGGACAGUGAUAAAUGAAUAUUACAAAGGAGAUUUCAAAUAUUGCAAGUAUCAACCGAUCAUCAGAGGACCCAAGGGGAACGAUUUUUACUUCACUUACGGUCCGUUCAAGAAAUCCUUCUCUUCGGACGUGCAAGCGAAACACGAAUUUAUUCGAGUGUAUUGUUACAGCAAGUCGGGCGGGAAGAUCUACACGAACUUCCAUUCUAUAGUCAUUCCAAAACCUGAGGUUGAAGAACAAUGUGACACGAGGUUUCGUCGUUAUUUGAAGCGACACCAGCCAAAAGAAAAGUUAAACGUGAUGAUGAUUGGUGUUGAUUCCGUAUCACGCUUAAACUUAAUGCGGCAGAUGCCAAGAACAAGAGAGUUUCUCCUCAGAAAUCUUAGCGCUGUCGAAAUGCUUGGCUACACGAAAGUAGCAGAUAAUACGUUUGUGAACAUUGUCCCCAUGACCACUGGGAAGUACGUGGAAGAACUGCCGUGGAACGAAACAAUGGUAAAAACGCCAUUUGACAAAUAUGACUUCAUCUGGAAAGAGUUCUCUAAAAAUGGUUUCAAAACGUUGUACGCGGAGGACGCCCCAAAAAUCGCAAUGUUUCAAUACGGUAAGGCGGGGUUCCACACGCCUCCCGCUGAUUUCUAUAACAGGGUGUUCAGCGUUGCCAUGGAGAAGCACAAAUCGGUGUGGAAUCACAACCACCACUGCGUUGGUGACAGAAUGGAGUCGGAUAUUGUUUUAAAAUACGUGCGAGACUUUGCAGUGCAGAAUACCCACAAAGCCACCUUUGCGUUCGCUUUUAUUACCCGACCUUCUCACGAUUACGCCAACGAUGCCGGAAUUGCAGACGAUCCGCACUUCCGGUUUCUGAACACACUAAGGGACGAUGGUAUACUUAAAAACACUGUUUUGAUUUACUACAGUGACCAUGGUAACCGAUACGGCAGAAUACGUAAUACGUUUAUAGGCAAACUCGAAGAAAGACUUCCUUUUUUAUUUCUUGUUUUUCCACGGUGGUUUCUAAUCAAAUACAAGGAAAUAGCUAGGAACCUUCAAGUUAAUUCAAAACGACUGUCUACACCUUUUGAUGUAUAUGAAACUUUAAAAGAUAUACUCUACUUUACCGGUAACUUCCCAAAGAGAGACAGGGGUGAAAGAGGAAUCAGUUUAUUGAGAGAGAUCCCAAAGGAACGAUCGUGUUUUGAUGCGUCCAUCAUGCCGCAUUGGUGUAUGUGUUUCUCCAGGAAGAAAUUAUCAAACACUUCCACGAUAGCAGUAGAGGCUGCAUAUUCGCUUUUGUUACACCUCAACAAGAUCUUGUACGACUACAGAUACAAAUGUGCACCGCUUGAAAUAUUCAGUAUUAUAGAUGUCACAGUUAUGAUGCCCAAUAAUAAUGGUUUUCAUUUUGAACAAAGUCUAAAUGACGUCAUCAACAGAACAGUUCACUAUGGUAACAGGACAGACGCAUUUUCCCUUUAUCAGCUGACUGUUGUAAGUAAACCUGGCGGUGGUAUGUUUGAGAGCACCGUCAAAUAUGAUGAGAGAACAGCCCGCUAUUCCGUCGAUGGUGACGUCAGUCGGAUAAACGUUUUCGGAGACCAGUCUAAAUUUCAGGAACAUUUUUAUAAACAAUGAAGUUGAGAAAACGGUUUUAGUGCUAGCAGCAGUUGCAACAGGUCAUCACCAUGGACACCGUCAUGGAUAACUCCGCAGUUGGCGUUGUUUAGUAUCUAUAUAUAUAUAUUAUAGUUACUCGGUUACUGCGAGAGUGCACUUUUAUCGAUGUUUGGUAUGACGUUUUGCUUAUUUUUCAUAUGGAGUUUUGACAUUUUUACUGAUUAAAGUCAAAAUGAAGACAGGGUGCGGAUAAGACUGAAAACAAUGAAAUACAGAUCAAGAAUAUUGUUUGUUAAACGAUCACAUUUAGUUUUGUUUUGGUGCAAGGCCGUAAGAAAUGAUAAGACCGAUAUUUAAUUUAAGGGAGAAAAACAAAACAAAACCAUAUUGCAAUUUGUCGUUAAUUUAGUCUAAGAGAUAUAUGGUUUUAAUCAAAAUAUUAGGUAAGGAAGGUUUGAUGAGUCUACUUUAUGUAAAGAGUGGUGCUGAUUCCAAAUAUAGCAGUCUUAUUGACCCCACUUAAAACACAAUUGCCAUUUUGACAUCUCUCUUCUUUUUUUUACCAAAAAGAGCCAAAAUCAGACAUUUGUUAAAUGAGUAGUCUGGUGUUACCAUAUUGUAUCUAAUAAGCCUCUAUACAUUUUGUAAUACUAGUUUGUGUUCUAGAUCGUGCCAAGAACCACACUCUCAUCAAUGAGGUCAAUUCUGAUUAAAGCCAUGUACCUCUUGGAGUAAUUCUGCUUGAAAUGUCACUAUACACUGCUUCAAACUGUCCCAGAAUGCAUGAAAAAAAAAUAAUAAUCCACCAAAACAACAAAAACCAAAACCAAAACAACAAAAACGAACAACCCCAAACAACAACAUAUAUUUAAAGAAGAAAAAACAUAUUGGUUGGGAUCAUUAUCUCUCAUCCUCCAGGCAUUGUAGUCAAAAUAAGCCUUACCAAUAAUUUUGAGCUUCCUGGCCUGUGUUUGUUUUAAAAUAAAAUUUGAAAUAAAAAGGCAUAUUAAAAUUAAAAUUUGUUUUGUUUAACAACAACACUUGAGCAUAUUGAUUUAUUAAUCAUCUGCUAUUGGAUGUCGGACAUCUGGUAACCCGCUACCUUUUUUCAUUAGUAGCAAGGCAUCUUUUAUGUGCACCCACCGACGGGGAUCGAUCCCAGACCGACCGCGCAUUUACUUAUUUGUUGUAAUUAGCAUACGUUUGACAGAUAUAAAUACUAAUUAAACAUGUUCUUUAGGGCAUAUACCACCAAGUCAUAUCUCACAGACGAAAAUAUUAACACAUGGAAUCAGUGUGCUCUAGUGGGGUCGUUAAACAAAACAUACUUUAUAUUAACACGUGGCUGUAACUACUACACGCAGCAUUUAUAUACUACGUCAAUAUAUACUACGACCAGUAGAAAUGGGGAAGGGGUUAAGUUGCUAAUUUCAAUAAUAUAGUAGGGUCGAUUAGCACAUUGGGCUAUUUCUUGUUCCAGCCAGUGCACCACGACUGGUGCAUCAAAUGCAGCGGUAUGUGCUAUCCUGUCUAUGGAUGGUGCAUAUAAAAGAUUCCUUGCUACUAAUGGAAACACGUAGCAGGUUUACUCUCUAUGUGUCAAAAUUACGAAAUGUUUGACAUCCAAUAGCCGAUGAUGAAUUAAUCAAUGUGUUCUAGUGGUGUCGUUAAACUAAAUAAACUUUAUCUUUACUUAAUUCAGUAGGAACGUGUACGUUUCAAGCACAGUAGUACUUAGCUGUUACACUGAUACUAGUUGAAAGGAUCACUUCAAACUACCAGCUGGUGAGAUGCUAUUUGGUGUGGGGCGGGAUUUAGUUCAGUCGGCUAAGUGCUCGCUUGAGGUGCUUGCGUCACAGGAUCGAACCACCUCGAUGGAUCCAAUCAACUGAUUGAGAUUUUUCUCUCGUUC
Molecule: messenger RNA, 3979 nt
Organism: Gigantopelta aegis
Lineage: Eukaryota; Metazoa; Mollusca; Gastropoda; Neomphalida; Peltospiridae
Exons: 4
Coding region: 136-2085 (649 amino acids)
Source: RefSeq, a predicted model, not a curated record